Molecule: messenger RNA, 4088 nt
Organism: Marchantia polymorpha subsp. ruderalis
Lineage: Eukaryota; Viridiplantae; Streptophyta; Marchantiopsida; Marchantiales; Marchantiaceae
Source: the annotation of a GenBank genome assembly
GCACGGACGAAAUUCGAUUUCAGUUUCAUGUUUGAGGCCUAAAGAACACCAGAAUCUGGAACUAGAGCUGUGCACUAACCUCGAGUAAUGGUACACAGUAUCCUCUGUACCCAGUUCUUCGAUAUCAUAGUUAGUCAAUUCCCAAAAAGCUUAUCAGUUUUGUAUGAACCUACUGUUCUGAGUCAAAAGUAAGAAAAAACGUAACAUCCUUAUUACAGCUGACUACGCAUGUGCUACUCUUCUGGCAGAAUACGUCCACUUGCUCGAAUAGAUCAAACAUCCCAGAUAAAUGGAAUAUUAAAGAAGGAAAUUGUAAUUUAAUUUGUCAAUGUGACGUCAUCCAGUAUAUCAUCACACUGAGGCAUUCACCCACGUUUCCUCUCCGCUUGCACAACAAAGUCAAGAUCUACUCUGAGAUUCUAACACCAUGUUCCAAUCACAGAGUUUUGGAACACGAUAUUUGUGUUCGACUGUUGUCAUCACCUUGAUCGCUCACACGAUUCAAUGACAAGAUCUGAAUUGAAGAGGAUGCGUGCUUUUUUCCCAAGCUAGCCAUCGUAGUGUCUGUCUUCCCGUUGGUCUUCAUGCAGCUAGAUUCGCAGUCUCCCAGUACAAGUGUACAUCCUGUUUUUGCACAACUCAGAGUUCGUCACAUCUGAGAAAUCUGCUAUAUCAUGCAUUCUAUGACAUUUUGCUUUCACACCGCGCGAUCUUUGCUAAGAACUUGAUUUCAGAUACUCGCUGGUUCGCUCGUCAGAAGCAAGGUCGCUGCCCGCUGCUGCGCUCCAGUCGACGACGACGUUGCUGCGUUCAAAGAGAGGCAGAGCAGAAGAAGAGAGGCCGUGCAAGAGCUCCGACAUCUUUGAUUUUCUUCUUCCCCGCCAGCGUCAGAAGGCACACGAGUGCAAGAAGUCUCAUGCCCAGCAGACACUACGACGGGAAGAUAAGUUUUCUUCGGGAGAGCCGGCUUUCGGAUCGAGGAGAGUGCUUCCUGUAGGCCCGGUUACAUUUCGCUCGCGCAUGCCAAGCAGCAAACGUUUCUUAAUCUCUGAGAGUGGAGGAGAGAAAGGAAGGUGCAGGUGCGUCCAUCUUCAGUCACGCUGCUGAACUGGCGACACGGGAAAUGGACUCCGCACACGAGGAACCGGAGCUUCCCUCCGCCAUCCAGGACCUUGUACAGCGUCUGGAAGGACAAGGCGAGCCUAUAACGGAGCUUCCCAGAUUAAGCAGGCCAGAAUUUCGGGAGUUCUUUCCCUAUGGUGAAUCACCCUCGACAGUCAUAGGGUGGCGAAGCCAAGUGCGUCGUCGAGUGCUGGAGGCAAUCGGCAGGUGCAACACCUUUGAGAUUCUGGACGUGUACAAUAUUUGUGGCGGAUAUAUAUCAAUGUUGACGCCGAGCGAGUGGGAGGUAGUUCUCAGAGGUUUCAGGUGUAGCACCGUUCUAAAAAAGAUAACCGUUGCUGGGUUAUUCUAUUCAGAUGAUGCGGAUAAUGAGAGCUUUUGUUUACAGCUGGGGAGAAUUCUGAAUUCCUCUAGCGUAACAGCGUUAGAACUGCGUGACGGAUUUAGUGCCAGAUGUCUCUCGAAUCUCGCCUCAGGACUGCAAGGACGUUCCGAUUCUAAACUCAAGUCUUUAGAUUUAUCGGGAUGGUGGGAGAACUCGAGUGCGGUGAAGUAUGUGGCUGACAUGAUCAAUAGUGCUCCUCUAUUAGAAACGUUGCGUUUAGGCGGACGUUUAGGCGGCUAUUUGCAGGACAUGGAGGACGAGACCGUUGGAACAAUCCUGUCCCAGGCUUUGAUCCAGAGCUUGGCUUUGAAAGAAUUUACCUUAGACGACGCGGGGAAGUGGGGAGGGCGCUUGUUGCUGAAAGCAUUGGCCGGAGACGAUCGCAACCGAUCCAUUGAACGUCUUCGGCUAAUCAAAAUGGAUGGACUCCGAGACUGUUUAAAGGAACUUCUUAUUUCCAACCCAUCAUUGAAGACAGUGGAGCUCUUCCCAUUUCUCAUGGAGCCUGAGCAAGCGCACCAGCUCGGCGAAGCCAUACGUGACAAUGCCAUAGCGACAACUAUACUUGUUAGGUUUCGUGGUGAAGAAUGGAAGUCAAUAGAAGCUCUUGCUCGUUCUGCUAGCUCCGAUGUCAAUGACCCCACAGUGGAGCUUGAACUCGUUACUGGGAGUGAAGAUGAAGUGAUGUUAUCAUUAAACCUAUUAAGUAGGGUACUGCGAGGGGAAAUCACAUCUCUGAAAUCUCUGAGUAUAUUCUUUCAAUCACCGCUAGAUUAUAGAAAGAUUAUCACGUUCAGUAUACCCCCUAUGAAUGGAAAAAGUGGAGAAACUUCAGUCCUGAAGAGACUGGAAUUAUCUGUCCGAAGCGAAGAUCUUUCGAAGGAGCAAUGGGAGGACCUGCUUCGGUGCAUGCGAGGGAACCUCACUCACUUGGAUUUGUCUGACUCCGAACUCGACGAGAAGGCGUUCAGGGACCUGAUGGGGGUCCUGCAAGUUAACUUGGCUCUCCAGGAAAUCGAUGUCUCCCGAACAUCAUGGGCAACUGACGGAAAGGCGGCGCAGAUUGAAGAGGCCCUGAAGCAGAAUCAAAAGCGGGCCGUCUACAUGUCUGUGUUCCGAGAAGCCAACUUAACAUUUGGAGAUGCAAAAGCUGGUAGACUCUUCUUAUGCGGCUCUCCUAGAGCAGGAAAAACUCAACUCCGUAAAACCCUGAUGAGUAUCAAUCAUAGCUGGCUACUCGGAAGCAGUCUAUCCAUUGAUUGGGUAGACUGCUUCCGAGUAGCUGAACGACUCUGGAGGACCAAAGGCAUCGAAGUGGAGUAUUUGCAAACUAUUGACAAAAUGCAAAUCUCAGUUUGGGAUCUUGCGGGACAAUCAAUUUUUCGUACCCUUCAGAAUGUGCUAUUUCCUCAAACCAACAAUUUUUGUGUUUUUCUUUUUGUGUAUAGCCCUUUUUGUGACAACACAUCUAAAAACAAACCAGACUCUUGUUUCAAAACCGAGUUGGAGGAUUGGUUAAGCUUCAUCACAUCCAGUGUUAAGAUCACGGGACGUGAUCUUCCCCAAGUUUUUGUUGUCAUUUCUCACAAAGAUAAAGCCAAAUACAGCUCUGUGAGUUGGACUCAGACCAUAAUUGAAGAACUCAACCAAAGAUUCGCAAAUUUUGUGGAUCUACUCCCUGUUCAAAUGUGUUUUCAUGUGGAUGCUAGGAAUAAAAAACAAAUUAUUCCUCUCAACCGUCACAUUCUUGAAAAUUUUAACAAGUUGUUGAGUGAAAAAUCUCCACAAGUUCCUCUAUUAUGUUCUCAACUCAUCUCCCUCUUCGUUGCAGAAACCAAGAAGAACAGAAGUUGCCCUCUGUGGUCAUAUGAUCAAUUUCAUGAUUUUUGUGCUCCCUACUUGAAAAAAUUCAUUCCUUCUUCUUCUCGUCACUUUGAGGAUGAUUCGAAGAUAAUGGAGUCUAUCAUAUUCUACUUGAAUGAGGUUGGAUCUAUCAUAUACAUUUCCAACCUUAAGUACAUCAUUGUAGAUCCCAACUGGCUUACUAAUAUCUUCCUGGGUGAGCUGAUAGCUCUUGGUCAAAACUUUCAAGCUCAAGAGACAGAGUUUUCUAAUAGAACGUGCCCAUACGGUGCAAGCAAGGACGGAUUUGUGAGUGAGACUGUCUUUGUUCGGUUGAUAGAAGAGUUUUUGCGAGAGCAAGCACAUGGCCAGAGUGGUGUGGGCAGAGAGCAGCUUGAAAACAUCCUUGUCAAUUUAGAUUUGUGUUUCAAGCUGGAAGAUAGUUCUCAGUAUUUCAUUCCUUCCUUCAUCCCUGAGCAUGCAAGCAAGGAAGAACAUGACCAUCAAGAAGGGGCGCACUUGAAGUUGAUGUGUUGGGAAAAUACAAGAGAGAAUUCACAGUUUGUUGGCAUUCGGAUUCAGUGCCAAGAUGGGAGAACAAUGUCAUUGUGGUACCCCACUUUUGGCAAUUUUGAGGAAAUUAAAACAUUUUUGGAAAACUGUACCCUGGCAGCAUUGUAAAUAGCCUUCGGUACAUCAAAACAGAGUGAAUCCGGAAGAUCGCGGGGAUUCUCGAGGG